Messenger RNA from Caretta caretta (loggerhead turtle), 2102 nucleotides. The record is from RefSeq and is a predicted model, not a curated record. Lineage: Eukaryota; Metazoa; Chordata; Testudines; Cheloniidae.
GGAGCUGGCAGUGUCACCGAUAAUGCACAAGGAUAGAUUUCUGCUCUCUCUCCCGAAGCUGCUGUGGCUCUUAGAGGGCCAAGCAGGAGGCAUGUGUGCAAGCCGCAGUGGGACUCCGACGCGCAGCAGACUCGGGGAAGCAGGAGAGUUUCCGGAUUGUGAACGAAGACUCCAGCCGACUGAUUUUCAUAGAUAAGGCAGACAAGGGCAUUCAGGAGGGCUGCUUAACGUUCGACGGCAUCUUUAGUCUGGACACGGGGCAGGACGAGAUGUUCUCGGAGCUGGUGAGACCCCUGCUGGCCAUGGUGCCCCUUGGCUACAGCGUGUCCCUGCUGCUGUGGGAGGCCCAUCAUGCCGGGACUGAGCCGCAGCCUCAGGGCACUGGGCAGCACCACAGCAUUAUCCAGCAGGUGAUAGAAAUCUUCUUCCAGGAGCCAAAGCCCCCAGGGGAUGGCGGGGAGCAUCUGCAAACUGUCAGCUUUGUCCAGCUUUGUGCAGAUGGAAACGCCUGGGACCUGCUCACCCCCAGAAAUCAAGCCCUGCACGUGCUGGAUGUCCCCCCGCUGGGUCUGAUGGUGGAAGAGACAAGUGAAAUUGUUGUGUCCAACUCUACAGCUGCCUACAACUUCUAUGUGAGGGGGCUGGAGAACAGUCCAGCACUGUCCCAAGGGUAUUCGCAGCAAUCCCAGGGGGAGCGGCAUGCAGACACGUGCGCCAGCCUGUUCACCCUCACUGUGGAGCAGGCGCUGGAGGGCUGCAGGUGCCAACGCUCGGCUGUCAGGAUUUUGGAGUUCCCCCGAGGGGCUGGGCCCUGUGUGGAGCCUUUCUCACCCCUGCUCCGAGCUCUGGCUCCUGGUGAGCUCCCAGACGAUGCAGGAUUCCUCCCCUGGAUUCUCAAGCAGACACUAGAAGGAAACAACCUCACGUUCCUGCUGCUGUGUUUGACCCUGCCAGAUGCCUCUGGAGAAGAGAUCCUGUCAGCCCUUUCGCUGGCUGAGCAGGUGAGGGGACUGGCCAAGAAGGUCUCACCAACCCACUGGGAUCCUGCCAAAGCAGUUUGGAGGCAGAGGGCAGAGAUCCGAGAGCUGAGGGCCCAGCUCCUCUCCAGCAGCAGCCGAACAGUGCAGGAGCGUGUGAUCAGCCAGCUGAGGAGAGUGCUGAGGGACCUGCAGGUGCUGAAGAACCAGAGCUGGGAGAAAAAGAAAGAGACGUCAGAGGCUUUUGAAGGAAGUGGGAGCCGUCAUCCUGAAGCCCAGGGUCGAAUCCCAUUGUGGCUGGGCAGGGAUGAACAGCUUACAAACCAGGUGCUGACAGAUAUGUUGAGAAGCCAAGAGUUCCUGGACAGAGGUAACCUCAAGCCAGAUGGAGAUGUCCCAGGUGUGGGUCUGUCCUUGCCUAGCCCUGGGAGUGCACUGGCUGCUAACAUGAUCUGAGGGCUCAGAUAACUUGUUAAAUACCCAGAGAAUGGCCCCUCCUCAGAGGCCAGCCUCACCCCACACCAACUGAGAGGGCACCGGCAAGACUGGGUGCAGCCCAGCUUGCUGUAAAGGGGACCCACAGUGGAGAAACUUCCGGGUCUGGGCCUCCUUAGGGGAGGAAGUGGGGCUGGGAGAGGGGCUUGUGUGGCUGUGUUGGGGGUUCUGCUUCUUUUUCCACAGCAUCCCCUCCCCUGCAGAUCCCCCUCCCUCUUUUCCUGCAGGGUUUGUUCCCCUCUGUAAUGACAAAGGAGGCGAAGCUGCCACAAGUAGCCCUGAGUGGUUUGGCCGAAUCUCCCCGAGCAUGGGUGCAGUGACAGGGGAGAAGCCUUUGCAAAGUGGAGCCAGCAGAACACAGGAACCAACCUGCACUGCUAGUGUGACCGGCGCGGUGGGGAGCUGGGCCUCUCAGCAGCACCCGGCCCUGGAGCUGCAGUUUGCUGUGGCCAAGGCCAGGAGGCAGCGUCUGCGGGAGCAGCACCAGCGGCUCAUCAAGCAGGAACUGCUGAAACUGGAGGAGGAGCUAGCAGGGAACCAGCAGGUAUUUCGGGCCUAUCGGGGCCUCUCAGAGGAGCAGACUGAUGCGCUGGAUCGACGGUACCGGAAGCUGCUACAGGAGGCCCUCCA